This is a messenger RNA of Ctenopharyngodon idella (grass carp), 2083 nucleotides long. RefSeq names its product UBA-like domain containing 1a (gene ubald1a). Gene Ontology annotation, molecular function: protein binding. NCBI's taxonomy places the organism in Eukaryota, Metazoa, Chordata, Actinopteri, Cypriniformes, Xenocyprididae. The record is from RefSeq and is a predicted model, not a curated record.
CAUACAAUUCCCAUGACCUCCACCACUCUCUGAUUGGCUGCCUCAUGCUGUCAAUCAUCUGGCGCUCGUUACACCAGCGCUCCUACAGUAAAUAUUUGUGUUUGCUCAACCGGCUGUAAUGGUGGACGACUGAAGGAGAAAAGCGGAGAGACUAAAUCUCAAAAAUCCUGUCCCGGGUAAAACACUAUUGUUCGUGGCUCGGAAAUAAACACCAGCGAAUAUGGAUGAACUCAAACAUCAAGUUAUGAUAAACCAGUUCGUCCUGACAGCUGGAUGUGCCGCAGACCAGGCGAAACAGCUUUUGCAAGCGGCACAUUGGCAGUUUGAGACAGCUCUUAGUGCCUUCUUUCAAGAGACAAAUAUACCUUACGGUCACCAUCAUCAAAUGAUGUGUACUCCCGCCAACACACCCGCGACGCCACCAAACUUCCCAGACGCCCUCACCAUGUUCUCGCGACUCAAAGCCUCGGAAAGCUUCAACAGCAGCAGCAGUCCCAGCAUGGCCACCUCACCCCCUCCACCUCCGGUCAGCUGGGGCAUGACCCCACCCGUGCCCAACCAGCAGGGCUUUGGACUCAGGGGCCUUCCCCGCAACAGGCCCACCCGCCCCCAGGCUGGCCCUCAGCUGUCAACCAGCAAGCCGCAACCGAACAGAAGGCCAGCGUCGCCAUGGAGGCCGAGAGAUGAGGCCCUGGACUACACGGCCUCCUCCCCACCCUCACACGGGCGACGGGAGGGGAGCGAGGGUUAGGGGAGGGUCAGGGGCACUCGUUUUACUCUCACUCACCAAACAUGGAGGGGGAGAGAGCUACACCAAGAAUAACCAAGCAACAUGGACAUUUACAGAAGAGGAGCGAAAGCCAACACGAAGGUAAUAAGAGAAAUAAAGAAACAAGCGCACAUUGUAUUACUAAGAAAGAGAGCAACUGAAAUUUUACUGAGGUUUUUUUUCUAUAAUAAAAGAGUAGUUUAACGUAUAUGGGACUAUGAUGAUCAUUGCACCCGUGGAUUAUUUCUGGUAUUUUCUCAAAGAUGGACGUCUAGCAUCUAAGGCAGCAACUUUUCUCACAUUUUACUUUUUAUUCUUUUAUCUGGUGUUCUUUAUGCAAGACGUUGCAUGUGGAUUAGCGAUCUGUUUUUGCGGUUUCUAACUAACUAGUAAUGCAAGAGUUCAUGUGUACAGUGUGUGAGACUUACACACUCAAAACAUUGUGUAUCGGACUUACAUUUUCUCUGCCCCGUUGGAUAAUGGGACUUUUUUCGUACCUCACUUGUCACCUUACUCUACUCAACCAAUCAGGGAAUCUCACUAGUUGAACACACUUUUUUCGAACUCGAAACGGAUUUUCCAUGAUGCUUUGCUUUGUCCAUUAUGCAGUAACUCAUUGAUGUCCUCAAAGAUUGUAAAGAUUGGUCUGAAAAUUGAUUCUGAAAGAUCUGGAUAUUUUAUACUCCUGGUUCAUAGUUUUAUUUAAAUCUGUUUUGGGGGAGCUGGUUAGCUGGUUUACAGUAGGUGUGUUUAUCAGACUGUUGUUUCUUAGUUGGGAAGAGUAAAUCCAUGCCGCUAAAGCUACAUUAAAACAGACUACUAUACAACAUGUUUGUAAGCAGACUCGCCACUUUGCAUGAUGCAUUCAUAGAGUAUGUAUAUCAUAUUUUGUAGUUUCUUUCUUUUUGGGGGAAUUCUACAUGAACGCUUUUCGGGAAUUCUGUCUCAUUGCCAGACUUAGAAAAUCUUCAGUUCAAGUUGUAAUUUUGGCCCCAUCUUCUUUUGUAUCGUCCUUUAUGUAAAAAUGAUAAAUCUGAAGAAAAAAAAACUUAAUAAAUAAUUUCUUACAGGAUGGAAACAAUUUUCAAGAAGCAAUGCUGUCAGUAACCUAUUUUAAAAAUUCAUUUUUGUUUUAUUUUCCAUUUGCACCAAUUUCUGAUCAAACUUUUCUUUUGGGGUCACUUGUUCCCAAAUGGUUUUCCAUGUAUGUUUUCCCCUGUUUGACUGUAUUGAUACCAUUCCCACAAUAUUUGUGGACUACCUGAUAAUUAACUUAUCAUUGUUUGUGUUCCUAAAUAAAUAUUGUAUGUCCUA